AUGAAGUUCAGUGCUGAUGUUAGCUCUUCGCGUAGCAAGAGCAGAAAGGCUCACUUCACCGCCCCCUCCAGCAUUCGUCGCAAGAUCAUGAGCUCUCCUCUUUCCAAGGAACUUCGUGAAAAGUACAACACUCGCUCUAUUCCUGUCCGCACUGACGACGAGGUCAUGGUUGUCCGUGGCAGUCUUAAGGGCCGUGAGGGCAAGGUUGUCCAAGUCUACCGCAAGAAGUGGGUUAUCCACAUUGAGCGUGUCAACCGUGAAAAGGUCAACGGUGCCACUGCCCCCAUUGGUAUCCACCCCUCCAACGUCGUUGUUACCAAGCUCAAGAUCGACAAGAGCCGUCAAGCCAUCUUGGAUCGCAAGGACAGCUCCAAGAAGAUGCAACAGGUAAAAUCAUCAUCAUCCUUAGUAGCGUACAAUGAACAUGGGUAUUAA
Lichtheimia ornata is the source of this 435-nucleotide messenger RNA. Its product is annotated as ribosomal protein L24. Gene Ontology annotation, cellular component: cytosolic large ribosomal subunit; ribosome. Gene Ontology annotation, biological process: ribosomal large subunit biogenesis; cytoplasmic translation. NCBI's taxonomy places the organism in Eukaryota, Fungi, Mucoromycota, Mucoromycetes, Mucorales, Lichtheimiaceae. The record is from RefSeq and is a predicted model, not a curated record. The transcript has 4 exons. Gene Ontology annotation, molecular function: structural constituent of ribosome; RNA binding. The coding region runs from base 1 to 435 and encodes 144 amino acids.